AUGGAGUCGGAAGGCAAAACUGAUCGUCAGCUGAAUAAAGAUUACUCUGUUGUGCUCUGUAAGAAUUUUUCAUGGGUGUUUCCAGCUGUUUCCGUCUCAACCGGCGAGAGGAUGAAGAAGAGAACACCUUCAGUGAUAGUGAUUGGAGCUGGUAUGGCUGGGAUUUCGGCCGCUCGCACUCUUCAAGAUGCUUCCUUUCAGGUUGUGGUAUUGGAGUCCCGAGACAGAAUUGGUGGAAGAGUUCACACCGAUUACUCAUUCGGGUUUCCUGUUGAUUUAGGUGCAUCUUGGUUGCAUGGUGUCUGUAAAGAGAAUCCUCUGGCUGCAAUUAUUGGGAGAUUAGGUUUGCCCCUUUAUCGUACUAGCGGUGACAAUUCGGUCUUGUAUGAUCACGAUCUUGAGAGUUAUGCUCUAUUCGAUAAAGCUGGUAACCAAGUUCCUCAGGAGUUGGUAACAAAGGUUGGCGAAAAUUUUGAGCACAUUCUAGAAGAGAUCUGUAAAGUCCGGGAUGAGCAGGUUGAAGACAUGUCAAUAGCUCAAGCCUUUUCUAUUGUUUUCAAGAGAUCACCUGAACUGAGGUUGGAGGGGCUUGCCCAUAAUGUGCUUCAGUGGUACUUGUGCCGCAUGGAAGGAUGGUUUGCUGCUGAUGCUGAAACCAUCUCGGCAAAGUGUUGGGACCAGGAAGAACUGUUGCCUGGUGGACAUGGUCUUAUGGUUAGAGGGUAUCGUCCUGUCAUCAACACUCUUUCGAAAGGACUUGAUAUUCGACUAAACCACAGGGUCACCAAGAUUGCCAGGCGCUACAAAGGAGUGAAGGUGACUACCGAGAAAGGAGACACGUUUGUUGCGGAUGCUGCAGUCAUUGCUCUUCCUCUUGGAGUCCUGAAGUCAGGGAUGGUUGAAUUCGAGCCAAAGCUUCCAGAGUGGAAACAGGAAGCUAUCAACGAUCUUGGUGUGGGAAUCGAGAACAAGAUCAUCCUGAACUUUGACAAUGUGUUUUGGCCAAACGUGGAGUUUCUAGGAGUGGUUGCGGAAACCUCCUACGGGUGCAGUUAUUUCUUGAACCUGCAUAAAGCCACAAGCCAUCCUGUCCUUGUCUACAUGCCGGCUGGUCAGCUGGCUAGAGACAUUGAGAAAAUGUCUGACGAAUCAGCUGCCAAUUUUGCUUUUUCGCAACUCCAGAAAAUUCUUCCUGAUGCAUCUUCACCGAUACAUUAUUUGGUAUCAAGGUGGGGAUCAGACAUCAAUUCAUUGGGAUCAUAUAGCUAUGACAUUGUGAACAAACCUCACGACCUCUACGAGAGGCUGAGAGUUCCUCUGGACAAUCUAUUCUUUGCUGGGGAAGCUACGAGCUCGAGCUUUCCGGGAUCAGUGCACGGUGCUUAUUCAACCGGGUUGCUGGCUGCUGAAGACUGCAGAAUGCGUGUGCUUGAGCGCUAUGGAGAGCUUGAACAUGAGAUUGAAGAGGAAGCUCCUGCCUCUGUCCCUCUUCUCAUCUCCCGUAUGUAA
This is a messenger RNA of Thlaspi arvense, 1509 nucleotides long. NCBI's taxonomy places the organism in Eukaryota, Viridiplantae, Streptophyta, Magnoliopsida, Brassicales, Brassicaceae. The record is from the annotation of a GenBank genome assembly.